AUGUACCACCAGGAAGACGACACCAACAGUGACAUGACCAGUGACGACGACAUGAGCCGAACUGGGAGAGAAACCCCACCACCUCGGUCGUCCCAUUCUUUCAGCAGUGAUCGAGACCAGGAGCGCCGGGGCCGGAGCCGCGAAGUUGAGCCCCGAGACCGCUGGCCAUACAACAGGAACCCCAGAAGCAGGCUGCCUCAACGGGACCUUUCCCUGCCUGUGAUGUCAAGAUCCCAUUUUGGACUGGAGAGAGAUGACAGACGUUCCCUGGACUAUGAGUCUCGAUCCCAGGAUGCUGAGUCAUACCAGAACAUUGUGGACCGCAAUGAGGACAAGAGCCCUCAGAACCCAAUUCAGGAAAUCCUGGAGAACUACAGAAAGCUGCUCUCACUGGGAGUACAGCUCGCCGAAGAUGACCGACACUCUCACAUGACACAAGGCCACUCUUCAAGAUCCAAGAGAAGCGCCUACCCGAGCACCAGCCGAGGCCUGAAACCCAUGCCUGAAGGCAAGAAGCCAGCGCACCGACGCGGGAUCUGCGAGGAGGAAUCUUCUCACGGCGUGAUCAUGGAAAAGUUCAUCAAGGAUGUGUCCCGCAGCUCCAAAUCCGGAAGACUGCUGUCCCGAAGCCGGGCUCUGGAAAGGAAGCGGCGUUACCACUUCGAGUCUGACGACAAGGGCCACGAGUCUAAGAGCUGUGUGAGGAAGAAGCCCUUCGAGUGCGCCUCAUCGUCAUCGAAUCCUGAUCAGACACCAAGCCAGCUCUCUGAAAAGAAGCGAAGAGUUCCAACCAUCUUGCUGCCAAACUGGUGCAAGGAACCAGUGGUCUUCAAAGAUGUAGCUGUGUACUUCAGCCAGAAAGAAUGGCAGCUAAUGGAUCCUGAUCAGAGGGACCUGUACAGAGAGGUGAUGCUGGAAAACUACGAGAACCUGAUCUUUGUGGAGUGUUAUAUUUUCAAGCCAAGGUUGAUCACCAAGUUGGAGCAAGGCGUUGACCUUUUUACCAAAGACAGCGAUGUCCCUGAAGAGCCUGGAGACUGCCAGCAAGGUGAGGCAGGUGUCAGCAGGAGUGAAGCCUCUGCAGGGAAGAAGACAGGGAAUAAUUCACAUACAGAAAUCCCGAAGUCAGACAGUUCCAAGACAACAUCGUCGUCGUCGUCGUCACGGCGGAAGAAGUCCAAGAAAUCGGAUAAAGAGGGUGGUUCCAAGCGUUUCAGGGCAGAAAAGCCCCCCAAGAGUGAUGAAAGACACAAAGACAGGCCAUCUCAGAACAAGGAGAAAAGUGGCUCAGCUUUGACUCCAGAAGCAGGUAAAACAGUCACUCUUAGCAGUAAGACCCCUGCCUCAGGGACCCCAGGCACAUCUUCGAGUCAAACGUCGGCCACAGCCUCGACCACACCACCAACACAUCAGAGCACCCCUCAGGAAAAGUCCACUUUGGGGAAAGAUUCUCUGGGCAAAACACAGCAUGCCAGCAACGCCACCAACCCCAAGCGUAAGCCCGCCCGGCAAGGUAAGAACCACUUUAAAUGUAAGGAAUGUGGGAAAACCUUUAACCAGACCCUCCACCUUGUGGAGCACGAGAGAAUCCACACGGGGGAGAAACCCCACAAGUGUGACACGUGCGGCAAGUCUUUCCGGCACCUCUCGUACUUCCUUACACACUACCGAAUCCACACGGGCGUGAGGCCCUACAAGUGCAAGGAGUGUGGCAAAGCUUUCAACAGCAGCUCGACCCUCAACAACCACUGUCGGAUCCACUCGGGCGAGAAGCCCUUCAAAUGCGACGAGUGCGGGAAGACCUUCAAGCAAAGCACCAAGCCCCCCCGCCACCAACGCAUCCACACCGGGGAGAGACCCUACAAGUGCGGAGAGUGUGGCAAGUCCUUUGGCCGCAGCUCAUCCCUGAGGGAGCACAAGAGGAUCCACACGGGAGAGAAGCCCUACCGCUGUCAGGUGUGUGGGAAAACCUUCAGGGUCAACUCCCACCUCUCGGAGCACCAGAGGCUCCACCUGAAGGUGAAGCCCUACAGGUGUGACAAGUGUGGCAGACACUUCCGAAACAGCACCUACUUAGCAGAGCACAAGCAGAGCCACUUGCCGGGGGCCCGAGCAGACUGCCCAGAAUGUGGCAAAGUCUUCGAUUGCAAAGUAUCCCUUCUCAAGCACAGGAAGAGACACGAGGCCAACUCCAGGUACCGGUGCAAGGGGUGCGGGAAAACUUUUAGAUGCUAGUCAAGCAUCCAGAGGCACGAGAGGCUGCAUGCCGGGGAGAAGCCUUUCGUGUGCACUGAGUGUGACAAAGGUUUCACUGACAAAACUACGUUGAACAAUCACUUGAAGAUCCACUCUGGAGACAGGCCAGAUCCAUGCGCCCAGUGUGGGAGAGCCUUCAAAAAGCUAGCUACCCUGCUGCUUCACCAGAAAAAGCACGAGAACCAGAAACCCACCGACAAUGUAUAA
Messenger RNA from Cricetulus griseus (Chinese hamster), 2463 nucleotides. The record is from RefSeq and is a predicted model, not a curated record. NCBI's taxonomy places the organism in Eukaryota, Metazoa, Chordata, Mammalia, Rodentia, Cricetidae.